This is a messenger RNA of Parus major (Great Tit), 2102 nucleotides long. It is a transcript of the gene CCDC142, whose product is annotated as coiled-coil domain containing 142. NCBI's taxonomy places the organism in Eukaryota, Metazoa, Chordata, Aves, Passeriformes, Paridae. The record is from RefSeq and is a predicted model, not a curated record. Bases 132 to 2078 code for a protein of 648 amino acids. The transcript has 9 exons.
UGCUGCUGCCCACCCUGACGGCCACGCGCUUGGCCGGGCGACACAUCGAGGGACGGCUGCGGGAGCUCGGCUGCCCCGGCACGCCCGUCCCGGCCUCUGAGUGCCUGGCUGACCUCUUCCAGGGGCUGGAGAUGUACAACCGCGUGGUGCAGGGGCUGGCGGAGGAGCUGGGCCCCGAGGUGAAGGCUCCCAGCGCCUUCACGGUGGGCGGGGUGCUGCGGCUGCUGGCGGCUGAGCGCGGCCGGGCCGUGGCCCAGAGGCUCCAGCCUCUCCUGUGGCCUCAGAACGGGAACAUCAGGGACAGACACGUUUGCUGGGAGGACGCGGCGGUGCCGUGGCCACCGGGGCACGACGCGGCGGAGACAGGCACGGGGCUGGACACAGAACCUUCCAGAGCAGAGGUGCCAUCGGCGCUGGCGGCUGAGCUGCAGGCAGUGUGCCAGGAGGACGAGGAGCUGAUGAAACACGUUUUUGGGGCGCUGGUGGCCUCAGCUGACAGCCUGUGGCAGCCAGUGCUGUCAGAGAGCCCCGAGCCCCCGGGGCUGGCGCCGGGGCUGCGGCCGGGCAGUGCAGGUGGCUGGAAGGCUGUGCGGUGGCUGGACGCCGCCCGUGGCCCUGCGGUUGCCACGCUGAGUGCCCGGUACCACCUGCUGCUCUGGGAGGCUGCGGGCGCCGUGCUGGGGGACAUCCCCGGCACCCCUCCUGCCACCCCCAGCGCCACCGUCACCGCGGCGUGGGAGCUGAGCCGUGCGCUCGCUGUUGCCCGUGUGCCCCCCGAGUGCCAGGAGGAGCUGGGGCGGCUCUGCCUGCGCCUGCUGUGCCGCAGCGUUCUCUGCAGCUGGGACACGGAUUUUACCCGUGCUCUGGGCUCAGGGCUGUCAGACAAGUGCUUGGAGGCUCCAGGGGGGCCCCCGGGGCCGGGGUGCAGCCGCACAGCCCAGCAGCUGCGGUGCCUCUUCCCAGCCCUGGCACUGGCCCUGCACUGCCUGCGCCUGCUGCCCGCCCGCCCGCACGCCCCCCCCGGGGGUCUCUGCCUGCGGCUGCAGGUGCUGGCCCGGUGCCUGGCAGCGGUGGCGGCCGCCCACGCGUGGCUGACGGGCCGGGCCGGGCGGUACCUGGCGGCCUGGGCGCUGCCUCAGUUCCUGCUGCUCACCCAGGGAGACCUGCAGGUGCUGAAGGCAGAGGCAGAGGAGCUGAUGCUGCAGGUGAGCGGGACCUUCCCAGAGCCAAGGGACAUUCACGGGGACGGCCCCCCUGAGCCACUCCCCAGCCCAGGAUCCCCGUGGGAGCUCCAGCUGUGCCGGCAGAUCCGAGACAUGGCCAACAGCAUCCAGCGCUUCUCCGGGGACGUGCUCUGGAUGUUCUCCACCAGCUGCAAGCGGCUCUCAGCCGAGAUCUUCGACCAGACGAUGCCACUGGGCCGGCACUGGCGGCUCAGGCCACGCGCUGAGCUGCCCAGCUCCCCCAGCGCGUACGCGGCGGCCGCGGUGCAGGCGGUGCUGGGGCAGGUGCUGCAGGGAGCCCAGGCCCUGCCCCAUGAUGCCCAGGUGCCCACCCUGGCACGGGUCACCACGGCCUUCCUGGAGGCCUGGAUGGAUCACAUCCUGACCCGCCGGAUCAAGUUCAGCCUGCAGGGUGCCCUGCAGCUCCGGCGGGACUUCGAGGAGGUGCGGGAGCUGGUGUGCUCCGAGAGCUCCGGGCUGGCUCCCGAGGCCCGGCAGGCGCUGCGGGCCCUCUGCGUCUUCCGACACACGGACACGGCCGUGCGGUGCCUCCUGCAGCAGCCCGGGGGGCUGGGGGGGCCCCCCCGGGGCUGGGGUGGCCUCCGGCGCUGCUGCUCAGAUGAAGGCGCCCACCCCCUGGAACCAUCCAUGGAUCCUCUGCCUGGUCUGGACCCUCUGGAGGGGCUGGGCCCAAUCCCAGGGACCCCCCCGCCGGCUCCGGAGGCCGAUCUCCCGUCCCGUCCCGAGUCCCCGUUCCCGGGCAGCCAGCAGCAGUGGCUGUCCCUGCGGCUGCACCGUGCCCGCCGAUGGCGUGUGCCAGGGCUGCCGUGUGUCGGGAACAGCCCCGAGGGCUGACCUGGAAUAAACCUGGAAACACCA